Messenger RNA from Phasianus colchicus (ring-necked pheasant), 2990 nucleotides. It is a transcript of the gene CCM2L, whose product is annotated as CCM2 like scaffold protein. NCBI's taxonomy places the organism in Eukaryota, Metazoa, Chordata, Aves, Galliformes, Phasianidae. Gene Ontology annotation, biological process: heart morphogenesis. The record is from RefSeq and is a predicted model, not a curated record.
GCCUUUUCCUUGCUGGCUCCUCUGGCUCUCCCCAGUCCCCACCAUGCUGCCAGGCUCAGGGCCUUGAAGUGGAGCUCCCAGGAUGCUGGGGAUAUUUGGGAACAGCUGUGGAUGAGCCACGUGCCUGGAGCCCUCAGCCCCGCCGCUUCUGGCAGGGAAGGGGUGUGUGGGCAGGAUGUGAUGUGCUGGGGAGGAAACUGCUGGACACAGCCCUGUCGCCAGAGAUCCCAGUCCAACCUCCUUCAUGCUGGGGGGCCUAUUCAUCAUCUGACCCCCUGUCCCAAAGCAGGGGUCCAUGGGCUGCCCUAGAGAGAGAGCUUUGGGCACUGUUGUGUGGCCUCGAGAUGGAGUCCUCCUCCAUGCCAGGAUGGGGGCAGACAGGGGUCCUUGGGAUCCCCGUGGUAGUGAGGGGAAGGGGCUGAUCUGCUGCACAGUGCACAAGCACCUCUUGUUCUGGACCUGGUCCUGACCCAGUCCCAGCCCAGGGCCACUUCUAGUCCCAGCCCCAUACCACUCACAGUCACUGUCUUGCCCCAGUCCCAGUCUCAGUUCCAUCCCAGUCUCAUACCAGUUCUGGUCUCAAUCCCAGUCCCAGUCCCAGUCCCAGUUCCAGUCCCAGCUCAGUCCCAAUCCCAUAUCAGUUCUGGUCUCAGGCCCAGCCCAGACAAACUCCAGUUCCACUGUCAGUCCCAAUCCCAGCCCGGUCCAGCCCAGCACCCGCGGAGGGGCAGGAACUCACAUCCGAGCCAUUCUGGUGGAGUUUCCGACAGGAAAACAACAAAGGCGUUGGACAGAAAGGACGGCAGCAGCGCCAUGGACUGCGAGGCCAAGAAAGGGAAGAAGGGCUUCGUGUCGCCCAUCCGGCGCCUGGUGUUCCCCAAGGCUGCACGGAGGGCAGCUCUCCGCAGCAGUGUCUACCGGCGGCCGCUGCACUCGGUGCCGCUGUACCCCCCCGAUUACCUGAUCGACCCCCAGAUCCUGCUGCAUGACUACGUGGAGAAGGAGGUGAAGUUUUUGGGCCACCUGACCUGGGUAACGGCCUCGCUGAAUCCCUCCAGCCGGGAUGAGGUGCUGCAGCUGCUGGACACUGCCAGGCAGCUGAAGGAGCUGCCUCUGCAGACGACCCCGGAGCAGGACAGCAUCCUGAGCCUGUCUGCCCGUUGCCUGCUGCUCACCUGGCGUGACAACGAGGAGCUGAUCCUGCGCAUCCCCACGCAUGAGAUUGCUGCAGCCUCCUACCUGCGUGACGAUGCCCUGCACCUCCUCAUCCUCAAAACAGGCCUGGGAGUGGACCCAGUCCCCGCUGGCGCAUAUCCCGAAGCGGCCCCGGUGCUGGAGGUGCCCCCGGCUGAGAAGCGCUCGGGGAGCUCUUGGCCGGAGCCGGGGCGACUGGGAGGUGCGAUGGAGCGGCGGCACACCAUCUGCAGCCUGGACUGGCGUGCGGCUCGGGGCGGGCAGGAGGGCCGGCAGGGCGGCAGCCUGGAGCGGCGGAGGGGCGGCAGCUGGGAGCGCCGGCAGCGCGGGCGGCCGUCGGGCAGCUGGGAGAGGAGGCAGCCGUGCGGCGGCAGCUGGGAGCGGCGGCGGAUCGGCACUGCGGGUGGAAGCUGGGAACGCGGCACCGGCUUCGGCAGCUGGGAGCGACGGCACCCCGGUGGCAACCCGCUGGACCCCCAGGAGCCGUGCCCCGACGCAUAUUCCAACCUCGUCAUCCUCGCUGUGCCCAACAGGGAUGCAGCCGAGGAGUCCUGCGCGCUCAUCUGCCAGGUCUUCCAGAUCAUUUAUGGUGAUCAGAGCAUCGAAUGUGUGGACCGUGCCGGGUACCACUACACCUCCACACCCACGCGGCCCUGGCUCUCCAGCAGAAGUGAGAGCUGCCGCACAGAUGGGACGUAUGGCUACGACGCUGACUACAGCUGCUGCAGCUCCUUCAAUGGUUCCCACGAGACAUUUGAGGCAUAUUAUAGCGGGACAUCCUCACCCUCCUUCCACCAGUCCCACCACAGCCUGGCCACUGCCUGCAGUGGCAGUGACCAGAGCAGCGUGGGGCUGGAGCAGCUGCAGGACUACAUGGUGACGCUGCGCAACAAGCUGUCACCCCAGGAGAUUCAGCAGUUUGCCCUGAUGCUCCGUGAGUACCGGCUGGGCACUCCAGUGCAGGAGUACUGCACAGAGCUCCUACGCCUCUACGGGGACCGGAGGAAGUUCCUCCUGCUGGGGAUGAGACCCUUCAUCCCCGAUCAAGACAUUGGGUACUUUGAGACCUUCCUGGAGAGCAUCGGCAUCCGGGAGGGCGGCAUCCUCACCGACAGCUUCGGCCGCAUCAAGCGCAGCAUGAGCAACACGUCGGCCUCAGCUGUGCGCAGCUACGACAGCUGGUCCCUGCGCUCUGAGUCUGAGUCCUUCAACCGCAUGAUCACCAACAUCACAAAUGACAUUGAGGCACUGGCACGGGAUGAGGAGGAGGAGGAGGAGGAGGAGGAGGAGGAUAACUACCUGUGAAGGAAGCACAGGCCACCAUGGAAGGGCCUGGGCUGGGCUGAUGGCAUUUCAGGGCAGUGUUGGUCUAGAGGAGCCCCCACCAGCAGUGCCAAGUGCUGUAAUUUUUGCAGAUUGUAAUUAAAUGAACAAGAUGGGGAUUGGAGCAGGUUCUUCCUCUGUGCAAAGGGAACGUGUUGGGCAGGGGGUGAGCUGGGGCACAGGGGCAGCUCACAGAUGGGACACCCACCCACCUCAGUGCUAUGACAAGCUGGGCUGGCACAGGACGGUGCUCUCACAGCAAAGUGGGGUCAGUGCAGCUGUGCUGGGAUAGGAGGGUGGUAACCACAGCCUCCUUGUGCUGGGGGGUCUGGAUGCACUGCAGGAAAGUGUUCGCCUUCCUACAGGAUGGGGAGUGGUGGGGAUGGCUGUUCCUGGACUAAGCAAAGCCCCCAGGAGCCCCACAGCCCCGAGCAGGGGGCAGCACCGGGGCAGGCAGUGUGAGGGCUGCCCGC